Molecule: messenger RNA, 2191 nt
Organism: Papaver somniferum (opium poppy)
Lineage: Eukaryota; Viridiplantae; Streptophyta; Magnoliopsida; Ranunculales; Papaveraceae
Product: cysteine proteinase 3-like
Exons: 5
Coding region: 114-659 (181 amino acids)
Cellular component (GO): lysosome
Molecular function (GO): cysteine-type endopeptidase activity
Source: RefSeq, a predicted model, not a curated record
CUCUUUUUCCACCUCUUUUAGGGCAUCGAACCGUCUCAGUCUCUCUCCACUUAUUUUAUGGCUGCGCUAGAACACUCGAAAUCUCAAGCUUUUCCAAACUUAGGUCUUAACACAUGGACAUGGACAUGGAUGUGGAUGUGGAUGAGGCUGUAGAUAUGGAUUGGGAUAUGGAUGUGGAGGAGGUUGAAGAUUUGGGUUUGGAUGUGAAAUUUGCUAGAUUACAGGGAUUAGCUCAUGGAGAAGAUGGGUUACUAGAAGAUCAGGUAUGGAUUUAUAAGUUGGAGAAGAAGAAGAACAGUGACAGGGUCACAUCCACAUGCAUUCAACAAGUGAUCCCAUACAUUAAUGUGGAUAGGUGUGAGCUGGCUGUUCAACAAUAUAACACGAAGCACCGCAAUAUUGAACUGCAUGAAGGAGAAACGUUUGACUGGCGAGCACUUGGCGCAUUAUCAGAUAUUAGAGACCAAGGUCUCUGUGGAUGCUGUUACGCAGUCACUUCUGCGGACAACAUAAUGGCAGUGCACCAGAUUAACCUGGAGGAACUGGUUGAUCUUAGCUGGCAAGAGAUCAUUGACCACUGUCCAUGGACUCAAGGAUGUGGUGGUGGGACCACAUUGAGUUCGUACAUGUACGUAUUAAGAAGACCAGGAGGGGAUUGAGUCGUCUCCAACAUUACCCCUACAUAGGUCGACAAAAUACAUCUCCUGGAUUGGUGCUUCCUCCAGCCGCAGUGGGUAUUCAUGCUGUUAUGCGGGUUAAUUACUUUUCCGAAAGGAAUAUAAUGAGGCACAUUAAAGUGCAACCCAUCAGUAUAACCUUGUAUUGGGGGCCUGCCAUUCAGAAUUUCCAUGGCCCGGUGUUUUUGGAAUUCAAUAUGGCUCUUACAGAUCAAAGAGCACAUCUACAUUAAGAAGCAAUAGUAUUCUUCUAAGUUAAUAUAAAAGGCGAGCAAUACUAAGUUAAACACUAGGGCUGACAUGGUUUAAACAACAAGCUCAUGAGAAAUUAGUGUAGACACAGGCUUAACUACUAGAAAGAACAGACAUUGGCUGCACUGUUAUUAGACCUUGGGCAAACUUCAUCAAUGACUGAAGCUGCAAAAUAGAUGUCUAUUUGGAGGAUUUUGGUGCAGAUAACAGUAGCGGGACUAGCUCUGGAAAGCAAAUUAGAUAGAUGGCUAGCUUACUUCAGAUGUUUCAACUCCCUAUCACAUAUUUUGGAAACACAAUGUCCUUUUGGAUGAGUGAUGAAAAGAAUCGGAUUUGGUUUUACUUUUAGAUGUUCUUGUGAAGUUGUAGUUGACAACAUUGCGAGCUUGCUUGCUCUUUCAGUUCUCACAGUGUAGUACCAGUUGUUUUUUGUCCAAAGGAAUUUUCAUUAUCUAAACGGUGUAACAGUUUGGGAAACCAUCACUAUUCCUUUCAAGGAUCACAAUCUACUUUAUUUGCACAUUGUUAAAACUCUCUAGCGGCUGGUUUCAAUUGUGCAAUUCUGGAACCGUCACUCUUCAGUCUUUACUCAGGAUAUGGAUAAUCAAAAUUCUUUUGUAUUUGUAACAUAAUGUAUAGCAGAAAUAAAACACUCAUUGUGCCUGAAUAAGUUUGUGUGAGUCAAUGUGGGUGUCUAACCUUUGUUUUCGUGGAAGUUUGCCGACAUCGUCCUAAUUUUCCUCAACUUCAAAUGUUAUGAUGGGGAGACGGCUAUGACUUGGUCCUUACACAUUUUAGAGACACCACGAAUGCAAGCUCAUUCGCUUCUUCUCAUUGGUUUUGGAAGAAAUGGUGAUGGAGAUGAUUAUUGGCUGCUUCAAAACAGUCAUGGUGAAAAUGUAGGAGAUGGUGGGAUCUACCGAGUAAGGAGAGGAGGGGAGUAAGAUAUUCUCUUUGGGAAAAUGGAAGAUGGGGUUCGUACAGGUGGUUUGGUUAUAUAUGCUAAUUUUCCUGUCGUAGCAGUAAAGUAAAAGAUAUAAACAGGGUGGUUCUUUAAUGUAGUUCUGUCACAUUGAUCUUGCAGAAGAACCACUAAAUAAUGUUUCUGUAUUUCGAUUUCUGGAUUCUUGGGAUCUAUUUAGAACAUCUGGCUGAUCGUGUAGCUAGUUGUUUUUUUUUUGGAAGCAUUACAGACAGCUAAUGUUGUACUAGUAUUACUUACAGCCUCCUAGAUAAACAAUAUAUUCUGUUAAUUGGUAGAA